GUUCUAUUACAUUCUAUAUUUACAAACAUUUGAAUGAGUUUAAUUAUGAUGGCAUGCUUGCUUUUGAUACAUUACUAUGUUGACUAAUCCCAACGAACCACUCACUCUCUCUCUUCUCCCUAACACUUGAUUACCAAACAUUGUGAUAUGAUACUACUCACUUCUCUUUCCUUGUUCUCUCUUUGUCUAUUUCUAACACAAGUUACAGAUACACCCUAUUCUCCUCUCUGAGGACUACUUGCAUACAAUAAAACUAAAAAACCACUCAACUUUUAGCUUCACAUGUUCAUAUAGUUCAAAAUUAUACAGCUUUUUCAAUUGUAAAGAUUUGUCUGCUUCGUAAGAUUAGAUCAGUAGCACCAAUAUUGUAUUUACAGAGUUCAGGUUUUGGAUGUGUACAUUUAUACAGUUGGAUAUUCCUGAGCCACUGUCAAAACGAUUGGCUUACCUAUUAAUUAAUUCCCAACUCCCAACAUGCUUUACCACCCAUGAGUGAAGGAACUGGCACAUGAGGCAGAAAAAUCCGAAGCUUAAUGUUGGUCAGUGAGAGUGUUCUGCAUCCACUGAAUGAACGUUUGAUUCAUUUCUUUACCUAUUCAACUCAGCUUUAAUGCUUGAAGUAACUUCCAAAUAUACUACUACUAGAAGUGACAACAUCAUCAUCAAUGAAUUGAAGAGCUUUCAGAUUUAUUUAUACAAAUCAAUGAGGUUGACAAUUGCAAAAUAAAUAAAAAUUUGAGUCUUCUGUAUAAUUGGUCGAGUGAACGUUUUUUCUCAUCGAUUUUGGUAUAGAAAAAACAAACAAAAAUGAAGUUCAUGAAACUUGGGACAAGGCAAGAUACUUUCUACACUGAACAAGCUACCAGGACAUUGACAUCAGAUAUACCCUCAGACCUUGUAAUACAAAUCAAUGAUGUUACUUAUCUGCUACACAAGCUGCAGUUCGCGCUUCUUCCGAAAUGUGGCCUCCUACAAAGGCUUUGCUGUGAUUCUAGUGAUUCGGAGAGUGUUACGCUUGAGCUUCAUGAUAUACCUGGAGGGGAGGAUGCUUUUGAACUCUGUGCAAAGUUUUGUUAUGGAAUUUCAAUCAACAUUAGUGCUCAUAACUUUGUAUCUGCAUUCUGUGCUGCAAAGUUCCUUAGAAUGAAUGACUCCAUUGAAAAAGGGAACUUUGUAGGAAAACUUGAAGCUUUCUUCAGUUCAUGCAUUCUUGAAAGUUGGAAGGAUCCUAUUGCGACGCUUCAGACUACUUCUACAUUACCAGAGUGGUCUGAGAAUCUUGGUAUUGUCAGAAAGUGCAUUGAUUCAAUCAUUGAGAAAGUUCUCACACCACCACAUCAGGUCAAAUGGUCCUUCACCUACACUAGGCCCGGUUACACGAAAAAACAGCACCAUUCUGUUCCUAAGGAUUGGUGGACUGAGGAUGUUUCUGAUCUUGACAUAGAUCUUUUCAGGUGCAUAAUCAUGGCUGUUAGAUCAACAUAUGUGCUUCCCCCGCAGCUUAUCGGUGAAGCUUUGCACGUCUACUCAUGCCGGUGGCUACCAGGCAUCACAAAGCUUAAAAGUUCAGGCACUUCAGCAUCUCAAACAGAUGAGUCUAAGCUGAAAAACAGAAAAAUUCUUGAAACAAUUGUAAGCAUGAUUCCUGCAGAUAGAGGGUCUGUUUCAGUUGGAUUCUUGUUUAGACUUCUCAGCAUUUCGAUUCAUUUAGGUGCUUCUUCGGUUAUAAAGACAGAACUAAUAAGGAGAGCUAGCUUACAGUUUGAGGAAGCAACAGUGAGUGAUCUUCUUUAUCCUUCAACAAAAUCCUCUUCUGAAAAGAAUUAUUAUGAUAUAGAGUUAGUUCUAGCAGUGUUGGAAACUUUCUUGAAGCUUUGGAAAAGAAUGUCCCCUAAUGCUGUGGAUAACAGCUACUUUUUGAGAUCAAUCAGAAACGUCGGAAAACUCGUAGAUUCCUAUCUUCAAGUGGUUGCUAGAGAUGAUAAUAUGCAAGUUUCAAAGUUUGUUUCCCUUGCUGAAACUGUGCCGAGCAUUGCUCGAGUAGACCACAAUGAUCUUUACCAGGCAAUUGACAUCUAUCUUAAGGUGCAUCCUGACCUUAGUAAGGCAGAGAAGAAGCGCUUAUGUGGAAUUCUAGACUGCCAAAAACUGACUCCAGAAGUGCGUGGCCAUGCAGUUAAAAACGAGCUUCUGCCAUUAAGAACUGUAGUGCAGCUUCUCUACUUUGAACAAGAGAAAGAUUCUAAAGCAACCACAAGCCAGAAACUGCUAAAACAACAUGAGAUACUUCUAGGAGCAAAACAAAGACCAACUACAAGAGACAGCCACAACAAGCAAUCUUUAGGCCCAGAGUUCAAUGGAGAUGUCGCAAGAACAACACAGAUUCUUGAAAAUAGAGAAAAGGAACAUAACAGAAAUAAUAAAAGAAUGGAUGCUAAUUUGCCAUUAGACUUGGAAAAAAAGAUGGUAAUAAGAGGAAGAGACAAUGAAGAGACAGAGUCAGAAAAGGUGAGAGGAGUCAAAGAUGAAAGUAGUUCAAGCUUCAAGAUGGAAUUUGAUCCUAAGAAAAUCAUAAGAAGGGCAAGAAGUAAAUCAGAACGUAGCAUGAAAAGGGCUGAUAGAGAAAAAUAAUUAAUAAUCUUUGAAGAAUUCAGAGAAAAUCACAGUUCAAACCUCACCAUCUUCUAUUUGUAGCUUCAAUUCUUAUUAUUUCUUUUUUAACUAUCAUAAAUGGAACCAAUGUAUAAAUAAUCCUUGUACUGUCUUUCUCUUUGAGUUGUAUCUAGGAAAUUUUUAAAAUAUAUUUUUUACGUUAUUUAUGUUUGAGAGGAAAAAAAAGACAGAACAACUUGUAGUGUAUUGUGAGGAUAUAUCAUUUACUAUGAAGUUAUUUGUGUA
Molecule: messenger RNA, 2898 nt
Organism: Cicer arietinum (chickpea)
Lineage: Eukaryota; Viridiplantae; Streptophyta; Magnoliopsida; Fabales; Fabaceae
Product: BTB/POZ domain-containing protein At5g47800-like
Source: RefSeq, a predicted model, not a curated record